GUUAGAGAGUAUAUGAAGACUUACCUCGGUGAUACGAAAGAAUCGAGAGACUUUGCCAGGCAGUUUGUGGAGAAGCGGAAUUACUUCCGCAACCAGGCGCGGCUGGAGAAGCAGCAGGAGGAGGACAGCAUUUGGGGCCCAGCGCCUGCUAUCAACCCACACAGCCAGACCAGAGUGGGUGGUGGGGGCAACAACAGCAACUCUGCCAAUGAUGUUGGUGAAGGUGGUGCAGGCAAGGCCAAGAACCGCAAGAAGAAGCAGAAGAUGCAGAAGCUGGAUGGUAGCAUUCUGGGAUUCACCGUCCAUGCUGACCCCAACAGGAAGAACGCCGCGGGCGAGGUUGAGAGCAUCCAGUGA
This is a messenger RNA of Candidula unifasciata, 357 nucleotides long. The record is from the annotation of a GenBank genome assembly. Lineage: Eukaryota; Metazoa; Mollusca; Gastropoda; Stylommatophora; Geomitridae.